Arabidopsis thaliana (thale cress) is the source of this 575-nucleotide messenger RNA. RefSeq lists its product as uncharacterized. The coding region runs from base 132 to 320 and encodes 62 amino acids. The record is from RefSeq and is marked reviewed. NCBI's taxonomy places the organism in Eukaryota, Viridiplantae, Streptophyta, Magnoliopsida, Brassicales, Brassicaceae. The transcript is spliced from 2 exons.
AAAAAGGAAGGGCAAUAUUGGGUUUAACUGAAAAUUUGAUAUUAAGAAAAGCCUGAAACAAGGCGCAACACGCAGCUCCAGAGAGUCGGUGGUGGUGGAGAGAUCCGGCGUCGUCGGAUCCGAAGAAGAAGAUGAAGGUUUCAAGCGGUGUGGUCGCUUCUGUCAUUGCCGUCUCCACCGCUGCUCUCUCUUCUUCCUCCAUUCUUCCUCCAGUCUCCCCAAAGGUUUGGGAAUCGAGGAAAACGAAUGGGUCGGACAAUUUCGAGCCGAGGUUUGAUGGGUUAAGGUUCAUAGAGACGCUGGUCACAGCACACAGAUGAUAAGAUUACAAAUACCAUUCUUCUUCUUCUUCUCUUGGGUGAUGCAAAAGCUUUGUUUUUUCCAUUCAAAGCGUGAGUGCGUCACUUAGGUCUUUAAUCUUAUCAUUCUCAUCUUCUCUUUUGUUGUCUUCUAUUAUCUCUGUAAUGAGAAUUUAUUAACAUUCUUUUGCUUUCAAGGGAUAUGCUAAAUUGAACUCUUUCUUGUUGUGAGCUAAACUUUAUUCAUAUGUUGGUGUGCUUUUACUUUAUAUGAGA